UUCUUUGUUAUAUUAUGUUUAUCACAUUCAUAUUCAAGAGUCAUAUGUCUUAAGUCCACUCGAUUUUCAAGCCAUGGCAUGUUUACCUUGAGCUUACUUCAGGAAGUAGAAUUACAUGAAGGGUCAAUUCCAGCUGACGCAUCAGAUGUCUCAGUGUCUCGUUGUCGCGAAUUGAGGAUCCACUCAGGAGCUUUUACAGGCGGUCCUCAACUAAAACGAGUUCACGUGACGGGAAUACACAGCGUUGUCGCUAAAACUCAAGCAUUUCACAAUAUUAGCGCUCCAAAUCCACUCUUGGAAGUUACCGAAUGCAAUCGAGUUGUAUUGGAGUCUCAGGCGUUCAAAAACGCACGUGGAACGCUUUCAGUGUCUAUAUCAAGAUGCAAGCACGUUGAGAUAAAGCCAAAUGCCUUCUCUUGGUUACUCAGAUUCUCGAUUAGCCAAGUUCCUGAUCUUGAAUUAUCGAGCAACGCUUUUAAAUUUGAUGCACCUCCUCACGGUCGUCAUGGACCAGCGACUAAGAUAAUGUUCCAAAGUGUUAAAAUAACGGAGUUGCCAAGUUCAGUAUUUCCGUCAGCAGCUGCUGAGAUUCGUAUGGACGACGUUUGGACAAAAGUUAUUCGCAAGGAUGCUUUCUGCGCAUUGCUAUUUCUCGGAGUUAGAAUAAGCAAUGCGUCAAUAAACGACAUCGAGUAUGGAGCGUUCAACGACAAAACUCUAAUUCAUAAUUUCGAGUUAAUCGACGUGUCACUACGAAAUAUCAAAAAUGGAUCCUUCCGAGCUGCAUUUAACAACUUUACAAUUCAAUAUUCGAGAUUCAAUCGAAAGCGGAGCAAUAGAUAUUUCAGCAGCAGCAAUAGCCUUCAACAACAACGAAUUCCACAUGCUUGAAAAGAAGUCAAUAAUCCUGAAACAAUGGAGCAAGAUCAUCGUGGACCACAACCACUUUAUCGACAUAGCCGAGGAUGGAAUCGUCGCGGAUGAAAUCGCUGAAAAAACCCCAGAACAGCAGCUUGAAUUCUCGUUCCGCGGUAACAGAAUUAACAAAGCUGAGAAAAAUUCGCUGCGAUUCGCGUCAAUCAGCGAAAAGUCCAACAUAAACAAUGCGACUGUCGGCAACAACUACUUCGAAAAAAUGUGCAAUUGCUUCAUUGAGAACUACAUCCGUGAAAUAACCGGGAGGAACUCUUCCGUGGAGUGGAUAAUGAAGUCUAGUUACUGCAUCGCCGGAGACUGGUUAGGAAAUUGUUUGAAAAUCCCUCAGGGUUAUUUAGAAAUGGGGAAUUUCACGUCUACGAUCUGCAGCCCGGAGGACAAUGUAGUUUGCCGCGAGCCCUCAGAAAAGCCAACAUCCAGUGUUAGUCCACCCAGUGUGGGUCCACACGUUUAUCCUCGACAGAACAGCUUCUUCGACGUCGAAAUGAGCGACUCAGAACAAUUGGAACGUGAAAAACGGCUGAUUGUAAUCGUCUGCGUAGCUGCUGUUUUUGUGAUAAUCGCAAUUAUCCUAACAUCGGGAAUUCUCUACAUGCGCCGCCGCGGCGUCUGCCCAAAGCUGACCUCCGGCCAUCUUAUGAACCUGACCAAUUCGUGGCUGUCGCCUAACAGCGGAAUGACCGCAGCCACAUCUGCCCGUUCAAUUUCGCGGCUCAGUAUUAAUGAGUACGCUGGGUUGAGGCCAGAAAUGCGGAUUUUGAACGAAAAUGAACAAAAUGACACCCUUCAAGAAAAUGCAGAUGUUCUGACCGAAGAAGGCUUCACCUAUACGGAAAACAAAGCUUCUCAAACGCUGCCAGAAGAACUGACCGAGGAAUAUUUAAGGGAACUACGUGACCGACUUAACGACCCGGAUAAUUACAGCCAGGCGCGUGAUAUGAUUGAGCAUCUUUAUGAUCUUAUAAAGGUGGAGGAAAGUUGCAAUAAUAAUAACGAGAGACCUGCAUCUUGUGGGCUGAACGAUGAGGAGAAUACUUACGAUAUAAUUGCUCCGCGAAUUCGCAGACCGCGGAACCAAAAGCCUACUACGGAUAUGGGCACAAAAGUGCCGUCUUUGGAGAAAUUGUUGCCAAGUGAGCAUUCUAUUGUCAAUAGACCGGCUAUUGCUGAGUACACUGAGCCAAGAGACCUGAGAACUAGCGUAAGUCUGUUUGCGGAGUAUGCUGAUCCGAAUGACGUUACCGCGCAUCUUUAUUCAGAGCUGCCGGAACCACAGGGCUCCUCAACGCCUGUUAGUAAAAUGGCAAAUCGACCGCUUCCGAUAAAACCAGACCAAGAGAAUGUUACUAUUAAUUUGGCCAGGACGUGA
Messenger RNA from Cotesia congregata, 2305 nucleotides. NCBI's taxonomy places the organism in Eukaryota, Metazoa, Arthropoda, Insecta, Hymenoptera, Braconidae. The record is from the annotation of a GenBank genome assembly.